Messenger RNA from Eriocheir sinensis (Chinese mitten crab), 3070 nucleotides. RefSeq lists its product as uncharacterized. Lineage: Eukaryota; Metazoa; Arthropoda; Malacostraca; Decapoda; Varunidae. Bases 35 to 2083 code for a protein of 682 amino acids. Gene Ontology annotation, biological process: signal transduction; nervous system process; regulation of membrane potential. The transcript is spliced from 4 exons. Gene Ontology annotation, cellular component: membrane; neuron projection; synapse. Gene Ontology annotation, molecular function: protein binding; transmembrane signaling receptor activity; extracellular ligand-gated monoatomic ion channel activity. The record is from RefSeq and is a predicted model, not a curated record.
UGUGGUGGAUGGCGCCGAAGAGCCCCUGUCCACCAUGCCGCCGGACGUCGGCCAAGGGAAGGCUGGCGCCCAGCGGGUCGUGGCGGCGGAUGGUGGAAGGAGUCGGCUGUGUGUGGGUGGCAGCAAAGUGGAGGCGGACGUGGCGGGCGUGGCGCUGUGGACGGAGCCGCUGGCCGAGAAAAUGUUGGCGAGGACCUCGGGAUGCACGGAGCCGCUGCAAGGAGGGGCGCCAAAGGUGUCUCUGGGUCCCUGGUGGGUGCCACAGGGUGACGCCUCGCCCGUCGCCUUUUCCUUGCGGCAGGUGUGCACCACCGCGCCGCGCCUGGUCGUGGUACGCCCAGCCGGCACAUUCCACGGUCUCGGCGUGCUCUGCUCCGCCCUGGGCGGGGCCGUGCCGCCCGCCGCCACCCUAGAGGCUGCCCUCCCUGCCUUCAACGAGUCGUGUGAGGGCCCCGCGGGGCUACUCUCCUGGAUGGGCGGUGACCCUGCUGGUGGGGCGGCGGCCGAGGAGACGUGUCCUGCCGUGGCGGUGGGCGGCGACGCGGCGCGGGCCGCGUGCGUGCGGCAGCUGCCAUGUUCCGUCUGCGUCGUGCCGCGCGCCGCCCUCUACCGCCUCUACGGCCACGACGGCAGCCUCUUCGACCAGAUCUUCUACCUGGAGACAGAGGCUGACGGCCAGCCUACUUUCAUAGGCUCCAGUGGCUCGCGGCUGGAGCGCGCGGGCGACGGCUGGCGGCUAGCCUCGGUGCUGCACGGCCGCCGCUGGACUCUGGCGGAGGCGGCGGCGCUGCCGGUGGGGCGGCGGCGGUGGACGGAGGGCGGCGCGCAGACGCUGCUGGCGCUGACGGUGUGUCGCAGCGGCCAAUUCUCCUGCGACGACGGCCAGUGCGUGGCGCAGAAGGCGCGCUGCAACGACAUCGCGGACUGCCGGGACCGUUCCGACGAGGCCGAGUGCAGCGUGGUGGUACGCCCCGAGGGCUACGACCCCUACUACCCCCCGCCGCCGCGCCCCGGGGAGACGUCGCCCCUGGACCUGGUGUACCAUGUGGACGUGUACAGCAUGGACGACAUCACGACGGAGGGCGGCAAGGCCACCAUGAACGUGGGUAUGACCCUCACCUGGCACGACCCGCGCAUCAAGUUCCUCAACCUCAAGCCGGACAUCAAGAACUACUUCCCGUGUGACCUCGUCUGGACGCCCAGUGUGCGGGCCGUGUCGGGCCACGGCGAGGGCACCGUGCUGCAGACUAACAACUACGAGAAAUUCUGCUUCGUUCACGCUAACGACGAAAAGGUGGCGCGGCCCCUCACCGACCCCUUCAUGAGCCACCAGGCAGAGGGCUCCACGCACGCCAUCCAGAACUACGUGGGUGUGCUGGCAUCGACGCCGUGCCACUUCCAGCUGAUGCGUUAUCCCUUCGACAUGCAGCGCUGCAACAUUUCCUUCAUGUUGAUGAACGCCCCAUGGACUCGAGUGUUCCGCAAGGCCACGCCGGGGCAGCACGUGGACUACUUGGACUCGCGCCGCGUCCUGCUGGAGUACGAGCUGUACGCCCUCACCACGGAGGUCGGCGCCUUCCUGCAGGGCACCGACAACAACACCUACUUCGCCCUCACCUUCCACCUGCGGCGCCUCUACGGCUACCACGUCACCAACAGCUACUUCCCCAGCCUGCUCAUGUUCGUCAUCUCCUGGGCGACCUUCUUCUUCCAGAUCGAGGACUUCACCAACCGCAUCAUGAUCGCUCUGACGGCACAGCUGGUGUUGGCGGCGCUCUUCACCUCCACCAACCAGUCCUCGGUCAAGACGCCCUACCUCAAGCUGAUCGACGUGUGGUACGCCGCCAUCAUCACCUUCUGCUUCGUCAUCGUCAUCUCCCAGACCGUCAUCAACGUGGUCCUCAACGCUGCCUCGCUCCCCCGCCUCGCCUUCCUGCUGGUGGGGCUGCGGGGCGAGGACAAGGCGAAGGUAAGGCGGCGGAACACACUGAUUCUCUCCUCUCAUGUGAACAAUUUAAUAGUCAGGGUCAUAUUCUUGAACAUUUCGGCUCCCAAACACACACGCUUGACAAGGCUUUCGUAGUUGUGAGCAAGGUAAAGAGAAGGGGUCUACUCUCUUUACCUUGGUUGUGAGGCUUUCCAGGGGUAGCUUUAUGACUCCGGUGGUAGUUUAACCCUUCCUCUGUACCAUGAACCUAAAUCAAGACUCAUUAGAAGCCGAUUCAUCUCCUUUUCGGCCUUUGGAAAUAGCUGAUAUGAGGUAGAAGGCUUUCAUAAGAGUUUAGACCAUUUCCAGUAGUUUUAGGACUCUGGUGGUAGUUUAACAUUUAGGGUCGUAUUAUGAGACAUUUCGCAGCCCAAGAACACAUAUUUGACAUGGCUUUCGUAGGAGUUGUGGGCAUUUCCAGGGGUAGUUUUAUGACCCUGGUGGUAGUCUGACCCUUCUUCUGUACCAUGAACCUAAAAAAACACUCAUUAGAACCCGAUUGAUCCCCUCUUUGACCUUUAGAAAUAGCUGAUGUGAUAUGGCAGUGUCUUGUAAUACCAGCCUUAGCCUACUCUGUACCAUGAACCUAAAAACACUCAUUAGAAGCCGAUUCAUCUCCUCUUCGGCCUUUAAGAACAAUUGGUAUGCGAGGUAGAAGCGUCUGAGAACACCGACCUCAUCCUCACCCUGACUCUCCCAACCUCCUCACUCUUGUUCCAUCCACAGGCCAACGCGGUGAGGUUGAAGGGGUUCCCAGGCGAGGCUGGCGCAGGCGGGUCGCAGAUGGCAUUGGCUCAGCGGUAUAACGGUGUGCUGCGCGUGGGCGUUAUGGUGAUCGCCCUGUUCUUUGUCGGAAGCUACACCCUCAUGGCUCUAGACGCUGUAUAAGACACGGCAUCUCUUUGAAUCUUCUGGUGUUAGCGUUACGUUCCCCUUCGGCAGACAAUCUCUCUACGGUUAUGUUGUCCCUGAGUGAAGACGAUCGGCUGUAGCUUCGAAACUAACCACGGGGUGUCCUGGAAUAUACUCUCAUUGUGAUUCCCACUCAAAAGUAGGUAUUAUGUGAAUGAUACUAAACCUAAC